Molecule: messenger RNA, 962 nt
Organism: Saimiri boliviensis boliviensis (Bolivian squirrel monkey)
Lineage: Eukaryota; Metazoa; Chordata; Mammalia; Primates; Cebidae
Source: RefSeq, a predicted model, not a curated record
UGGCCUGUGGAAACAUGAAGAGGGUCAACAGCUGUGUGAAGAGUGAUGAGCAUGUCCUGGAGGAGCUGGAAACAGAAGGGGAGAGACAGCUGAAAAGCCUCCUUCAGCAUCAACUUGAUACUUCUCUCUCUAUUGAAGAAUGUAUGUCUAAGAAAGAGAGCUUUGCUCCUGGUACUAUGUACAAGCCCUUUGGGAAGGAAGCAGCUGGGACUAUGACUUUGUCCCAGUUCCAGACACUGCACGAGACGGACCAGGAAACUGCUUCUCUCAGGGAAUUAGGGCUUAAUGAAACAGAAAUCUUGAUCUGGAAGAGCCAUGUUACAGGUGAAAAGAAAACAAGACUGAGGGCAACUCCUGAAGCAAUACAGAACCGUCUUCAAGAUAUUGAAGAAAGGAUCUCGGAGCGUCAGCGCAUUCUUUGCCUGCCACAGAGAUUUGCAAAGAGCAAACAGCUGACCCGGCGAGAAAUGGAAAUAGAAAAGUCUUUAUUUCAGGGAGCUGAUCGUCACUCCUUCCUUAAGGCUCUUUAUUACCAAGAUGAACCCCAAAAGAAGAACAAAGGUGAUCCCAUGAACAACCUGGAAAGUUUUUACCAAGAGAUGAUAAUGAAAAAACGUCUUGAAGAGUUUCAACUUAUGAGAGGUGAACCCUUUGCUUCCCACUCACUGGUCUCAGCUCCAUCAGUGGGUGAUAGUGGCACAGCUGAGAACCCAUCAUUACUCGAGGACAAGGGAAAACACGCAGCACAGGGUAAAGGUCCCAGUCUCCAUGUGGCAAAAGUUAUUGAUUUUUCACCUGAGCAGUGUUGGACUGGGCCUAAGAAGCUGACGCAGCCAAUAGAAUUUGUCCCAGAAGAUGAAAUCCAGAGAAAUCGUUUGUUAGAGGAAGAGAUCCGAAAAAUUCCUAUGUUUUCUUCAUAUAAUCCAGGGGAACCAAACAAGCCCAAAGGAAACAAGGGAGAC